UGAGACCUCAACGCUUGCGUAAAUAGUAUCAAGACAAACAAGGCCAAACAGAAUAAUAAGGAAAUAACGUGGUAUAUUUAGGUUCCUAUUCAAUAUCGGGAUGGCACAUAAACGCCAUUUAGAGAAGGAAAAGUACAGACAAUGGGUGAAAGCCGGUCUUGGCUUGGGAUACUUAAAAGAAGGACUAGCGCCUUUUUGUGACGAUGUCGCCAAACAACAGCAUAAAGACAUCUUAGAUAACAUUAAACAGACAAAGAAUCUAUCGACUGUGACAUGUGGUCAGUGUGCUCUGAGAACUCUCAAACCAGACCAUGUGAAAAUAGGAAAGAAUCAAUGUCCUUUAGGUCAAGUUAACUGUAACUGCUGCUAUACGAGUGGUAAAAUUGCUUGUCCAAACAACGUAUGUGGCGCCAUCUAUGACAACAUUAUAACUAACCAUGCGUCCACACCACCAGCUCCUUAUUGGAAAAACACCCAAACUCAGCAGUGGACUGGAGAUCCGUGGAGUAUAGCUAAAUGUUUCAUCAACGCCCCUGGAUGUGACCAGAAGACAUCAGCAGCCGACACUGACAACAUGGGAUUACUGCUUAUGAUUAUCAACAACAAGUAUUUUCAUAAUCACAUUCAGUGUAAUGUCGCUGGAGGAGAUGUAUUUUCAAAGGUGAGACAAUGCAGAAACGCGAUACUUCACUCAAGCACCUUGGAAUUAGAAGAGGCAAAAGCAAAUAGUUACAUAGAUGAUAUGAUUGCUGUGCUUCAAGAUGGUAAGGAACUGAUUAACCGAAAAGAUGCUCAGGACGCUGUAAAGAAACUUGAAGAGUUGAAGAAAGACGAUUUCAUAAUUACAACAAACAAUGAAGCGGAUGUUGUCCGUGCUGCCGUACAAUCAAUAAGUGGUAUGAUAAAGGAGUACGAAAACAAAGUAAGGAAACAACUAGAGAACAUACCUGCAACAGAAGAUGUUGAGACUUUAGAAAGUAUAGUCACAAUGUUGGAAACGGACAUGGCUGAGGAGUUGAAAGAGCUCAAGACUGCAUGGUUGUCUCAACAAGAUCGGUAUAAUUACCUCAGGUCCAAAUUAGCAAAUAUGAUUCCAGCUGAAAUAUUGAGAAUGGACAAGGAAUCAAUCGACCUCUACAAGGACCUUUUAAAUGAGAGCAAAGAGGCUGUACAUAACAUUAGGGUAAUGGUUGUUGGGCCGUUUGGAGUUGGGAAGACCACACUUACUAAACGGCUGUUUAGGGAAGAUGUAAACCUAAACCUACAAGAGAGUACGAAUGGCAUAGAUGUACAAGUAAGAAGAUGCAAAGUGCCUCUUAGCAACGGCCGUUGGAACAUUUUAGAAAAAGGCAAGGCGUCUGAUGACACAGCUACUCGUUUGGCCAAGUUGUUAAAUAAACAUGUCGAUGAGCAGAAGACGACUGAAAAGAAAAUGCGUAUUAGGGCUCUUUCCAAUAGCAGUGUUGAUACAAAAGUUCUUUAUGGAAGGAAAAAUAUACAUGAAGAACAAGAAGAAACACUAGUCGAGGAUUCGGUAGCUAUUUUGUCUUCUAUUGUUGAAAAAAGAAGUGUCAGCGAAACGAGUCUUACUGUCGGAUCAAAAGAUCAGGCUAUUCUGAAUGAAUUGGAGGAUCUCUUGAAGGAAGUUGAGUCACAAAUACUAGAUUUUACAGACACGAACUCUGCAGAUCUUUCAUUAUGGGACUUCGCUGGACAGUACGUGUUUUAUUCCACACAUCGGUUAUUUUUAUCCCGACGGGCUAUUUAUUUGCUAGUUACAGAUAUAUCCAAAGAUGUCAAUGAAAUAGUAAAAGAUGAGAGCUGUGUUGUGGAUUGUAAUGGCAUAAAGCAAUGGACAGUAUCAGGUGAGUUGCUAGGGAAAGCAAAUUGUGAAAUCAAAUAGGCGAUUAUUAGGUCU
This is a messenger RNA of Mercenaria mercenaria, 1918 nucleotides long. RefSeq lists its product as uncharacterized. The record is from RefSeq and is a predicted model, not a curated record. The transcript is spliced from 9 exons. The coding region runs from base 101 to 1903 and encodes 600 amino acids. NCBI's taxonomy places the organism in Eukaryota, Metazoa, Mollusca, Bivalvia, Venerida, Veneridae.